Messenger RNA from Jatropha curcas, 1183 nucleotides. RefSeq names its product NAD(H) kinase 3 (gene NADK3). Gene Ontology annotation, biological process: NADP+ biosynthetic process; NAD+ metabolic process. The record is from RefSeq and is a predicted model, not a curated record. Gene Ontology annotation, molecular function: NAD+ kinase activity. NCBI's taxonomy places the organism in Eukaryota, Viridiplantae, Streptophyta, Magnoliopsida, Malpighiales, Euphorbiaceae.
ACCCCACGGUAAUUGGUAGCCCAUGUAAAGCCUAAAAUGAAUUCUGUCCAAACAAACCCAUUUCCAGCCCCUUCGGAAGCCCUCUUUUUUCUGUUCUCCCAAGUUAAUUUGCAUUUUAACAAUUUACCCCCUAGAGAGAGAUGGCGAUACGAAGACUGUUGCUGUUCUUGAAACCGUUUGACGUGUGCCCAGUUAGCCAAUCUAAGAGCCUCCCUCCAAUCAACAAUCCUCAGGUGUUACAUUAUCUGGACAACAGGCGUAAGGUUCACAAGGAUGCCGUAAAUUUCUGUAAAGACAUAUUGCAGCAGAAAUCAGUUGAUUGGGAACCCAUAUUGCGCACUGAUUUGUCACAACCAAUUCGUGAUUUUGAUUUAGUUGUUACUGUUGGUGGUGAUGGCACUCUUUUGCAAGCAAGUCAUUUCAUGGACGACUCAACCCCAGUUCUGGGGGUAAACUCAGACCCCACUCAAGUUGAAGAGGUGGAGAAAUUCGGUAGUGAUUUUGAUGCUACUAGAAGUACUGGCUAUCUAUGUGCAGCUACUGUCAAAAACUUUGAGCAAGUACUAGAUGACAUCCUUGAGGGUCGACGAGUUUCUUCUAACUUAACAAGGAUAUCAGUAAGAGUAAAUUCACAACUGCUUUCAACAUUUGCUCUCAAUGACAUAUUGGUUGCACACCCAUGUCCUGCAACAGUUUCACGGUUCUCAUUCAAAAUUCAAAGGGAUGGCAAAUCAUGUACCCCAUUAGCAAAUUGCCGAUCAAGCGGUCUUAGAGUCUCAACUGCUGCUGGAUCAACUGCUGCGAUGCUUUCUGCAGGUGGAUUUGUAAUGCCCAUUCUAUCUCAGGACCUCCAAUACAUGGUAAGAGAGCCAAUUCCACCUGGAGCAGCAACUUCUAGUUUAAUGCAUGGGAUAAUUAAAUCAGAUCAGUCCAUGGAGGCCAGAUGGUUUUCUGAGAAGGGUAAAAUAUACAUUGAUGGUUCUCAUGUAUGCCACUCUACUGAAUAUGGGGAUACUGUUGAAAUAUCUUCAAAGGCCCCAGUUUUGAAGAUUUUCUUGCCUCACAUUACGUUAUCAUAGUGCAUGUGAAAUCAGUUUAGUGUAAAUAUCCAUAAGAAUAAAAUAACUAACAAAUUUUUUUGCACACUAAUCAUUAGCGAACAGGAUAUGCUUGUUAGGAUUGA